Messenger RNA from Aplysia californica (California sea hare), 3531 nucleotides. RefSeq names its product UDP-N-acetylglucosamine transporter. The record is from RefSeq and is a predicted model, not a curated record. The transcript has 5 exons. Gene Ontology annotation, biological process: pyrimidine nucleotide-sugar transmembrane transport. Gene Ontology annotation, cellular component: Golgi membrane. Lineage: Eukaryota; Metazoa; Mollusca; Gastropoda; Aplysiida; Aplysiidae. The coding region runs from base 249 to 1367 and encodes 372 amino acids. Gene Ontology annotation, molecular function: UDP-galactose transmembrane transporter activity.
UUUUUAUAAAUUGUCGAUUUUUAUUUCAUUUAUUGUUUUCAUCCUGUUUUCUUGUAUCAGCAUUUGGUCCACCUGGAGAAUAGUGUUACACUUCGAAUGUGGCAUCUUGAAAUCUAGGUUAAUAAAUAGAUCUAAACUGAAACUUGUAUUGGGUGGGGAAGUUUUUGCCUCCACACAGCAUCAUAGUGUGACAGAACAACAGAGGCCAUGGCGGGGCGCUUACAUUUCAUUUCAUGUAAUAACAUGCCAUGUCCACUCCAGAAGAAAAAUUUCAGCCAGCAGCAGUAACCUCAUCAUCUUCUUUUCCACCUGUAGACUUAACCAUGAAUAAGAAGGGUACAUACACAGAUGCUGGGUCACCCAAGCCAGCACAGACUACCCGGGCCAGCAUGAAGUACGUCAGCUUGGUGCUGCUGACCUUGCAGAAUGCUGUGCUUAUCCUUGUCAUGCGCUAUGUGCGCAUCAGAGAGGGCGACAUGUUUGUUGCCACCACAGCUGUAAUCAUGUCCGAGUUGUUUAAAUUUUGCACAUGUCUACUGAUUAUCUUCAUUCAGGAAGGAAGUGUGCAGCGUUGGCUUCAACUUCUGUACCAGGAUAUCGUCUGUGAACCAUUGGAUUGCCUCAAAGUCUGUGUGCCGUCCCUUGUAUAUGUACUGCAAAACAACUUGCUGUAUAUAGCAGUUUCCAACCUGGACGCAGCCACAUUCCAGGUGACAUACCAGCUGAAGAUCCUCACUACUGCCAUCUUUUCGGUGGCCAUGUUGAAAAAGCAGCUGAGCCGCUUCCAGUGGUUCUCUUUGGUCAUCCUAUUUGUGGGCGUGGCCAUUGUGCAGAUGCAGCCAGAGAAUACAGGCAGUAAAACUAAAGUGGCAACAGAACAGAGCCCAAUUAAAGGACUGGUGGCAGUGAUCAUCUCUUGCUUUAUGUCAGGUUUCGCAGGCGUUUACUUUGAGAAAAUUCUCAAGGGCACUCGACAGUCUGUUUGGUUGCGCAACAUUCAGCUGGGAGCGCUGGGUGCGGUCAUUGGGCUGGUCACCAUGUACGUCAAGGACGGGGCCACAGUGCAGGAGAAGGGUUUCUUCAAUGGCUACGACUUGGUGGUGUGGUUUGUUGUCUGUCUCCAGUCUUUCGGUGGACUGCUGGUUGCUGUGGUUGUCAAGUAUGCAGACAACAUCCUCAAGGGUUUCGCUACCUCAGCAGCCAUUAUUCUUUCGUGUGUGGCCUCCAUGUACUUCUUUGAAUUCCAGCUCUCUCUACAGUUCACCGUUGGAGCAGCCAUGGUGAUGUUGGCUGUGUACGUGUACAGUAAGUAUGUGCCAACUCAACAGAACCCGCCUUUGCUAAAUGCCCCUGGGAGAAAAGUGUGACUGUCAAAGAAGACAAGGAUGUAGGAAAUCUUUAGGACCUUCUAGCAUUACUGAAUUUGUGCUGUUGAUGUACAAGGAUAAUUAGACAAAUAUUAUUAAACCAAAAGUGUAUGGUUGUUCCCUUUGCAAAGAUGUGAUUUAUGGAGUAUACAUUUUCAUGUUCUUUUGGACUCAGUGAUUAGUUGCAAGUGAUUGUGUGCCUCAUAAUCAUUUGUUUUGUGCAAACUGAUGAUUGUUUUACUGAUAAGUUUAAAGCUGAAGAUGGAUAGAAAGAGAAGAAUGAAUUAAUGUCAUGAUUGAUAUGAUAACUUAUUAUGAAAGUUAUGGGAUUCUGAAGGGUCCCGAAACAUGUUUUCUCUUUAUUCGCCGAUGAUAAAAAGGGACAAAUUUGUUGUUGUAUGUGUGUUUAUAGCUUUUCAUUUCUUCAGUAUAAGAAAUUUGAUUUGCUGUAUGUAUACCAAAAACUUACAGCUUGCAAUGUUAUGCAGUUAUAAACUGCAAAUAUUGCUGGCAAUGUCCAGUUCAAGGACACACCCCGGUAACUGACAAUUCGAAAGCUAUUGUCACUCUUUGUUGCUCAACAAUUCUUAUUUCAGUAUCUCCUUCAGGGAGCAAUUCUUGUGAACUAACAUGACUUACCAUGAGCAGUUUUUAUGAAUCAAUAUCACUUGCCACUCAACUGCUGAGGCCCAAAUUACGGAGUGUGCAAAGUGAAUCCAAAUGGAAAAAGGGCUGGAAGGAUGUCGAGUCUUGGAAAAACUUUUUGAGACUUGCCAGAACAUGGUGUUUCCUUCACUUAAACUUGUAAUUUUAUAAUAGAAUUAUAUAAUGGUAGAUUCAGUCACAUUUCUUAGCGUGCAUCUGUAGUAUGCCAUGACAUGUUUUGUUCUCAAGUACAUGUACUGUAGUUGUGCUGCUGUUUGAUUCUUGUAUUUCAUCCAGCACUGGGCCGCAGAUUCUCUGCCUUAUUUUCUUGGUUCAUCAAAAUGAUUUAUGUUGAUAGUUUGUAAUGAACAUGGUGAUAUUCCUUUUUGUUAAUAUUUGAUCAAUGCUGUGGGAACCUUUUGUAAAAAAAAUUGUUAAAAGUUUGUUGUGCAUUAUUUGAAUGUUUAAUGUAAUUUUUAUUCUUACCAUUCUAAAGUAUUACCAAGAACCAUGUAUUUUACCUUUUGCCAUAUAUUAUUAAUGCAGUUCCUAAGUUAUAGAAUUAUUUCUGCGGAUCCUAGAUCAUAGCUUUCUAUUUUCCAGUCAUUGCCAAGUGUCUCUACAGUUGCUUAAUUAUAUUGGGUUUUUUUCUUUUAGAAGAUGCAAUCAAUACUAAUUGUCUUGUUAGGGAUUUUUUGCUUGUGGUUCAAUAUUUUGUUUGCCCAGGUUAUGAUUAUAAAUUAUGUACAUAAUCAUCUUCUUUUUUGCCCUCUUUUUUUUUGUUUUGUUAAAAAAAACAAAAAACAAAUAGGUACUUGUGGUCAAUGGCCUCAGGUAUAGAGGCUCAUAGAUUCUGAAAGUAGUGUGUUUAUGAUGUGGGUGUAUGCCUUUUCUUCCACCUUGUAUGUUUGUUAUGGAUGUCUUGAAGUUUUGAAGGCUGUGCAUCAGAACACAAUGUGACUUCUGUGACUUCAUUUGUGAAUGUGAUACCCAAUUGAGUAUCCAGAAGAUCCUUUUUAGAAUUGAACUGAAACAGACUGAUUGUGUGAAAAAGUGAUUUAAACGAAUGAAAGUUAUUUUGAAUAUGCUUUUUUGAUAAUAUGCAAGUACUUAAACAGUUUGAGUACUUUUUCAUUUUGUUGUGUACGCAUAGAGCUGGUCUACCGUAGCAUAAUUAGCUACAAACCUGUUGAUUUAUGUGGAAAGUGGAGGCUCUAGACUCGAGCUCUGGUCAGGUUUGUGGGAUUUUAAUUUCUCUCGUUAUUCAGGGAUUGUAAUUUACUUUGGUCUAGGUGUCCUGAUGUGGCACCUAGUUAACUAGUAUUGAAAUGAUAAUAAAAAUAUUAAUAUAGCAUAUUUGUAUAACACAAGUUUCUGCUGAACAGCAAAUCUGAUAUGCUUUAUUGUUUAUAGUAUUACCCUAGCUUUCUUAAACAAUUUGAACUUCCUGGGAAGCAUACAAAUGAUUUACAUAUAUGUCAAGUCAGAUGUUCUACUAAAAGAAAUAAAGACAAAAGCU